AUGGUAACUGGAUCAGCAACCCCAGGCCCUCCUCCGCCGCCUGCAGGGCCGCCGACGCAGAAAGUGAGCGACGUCAUAUCGAGCUUCCGGCCAGCAAGACGCUUCAAGUCCGGCAGCUCAGGCACGUCCAUCACCUCUCUCGACUUCGACGACACAGGCGAGCUCGCCAUUGUAGCACGCGACGACGAUACGCUCCAGAUCUACAACUGCAAAGAAGGAAAGCACGCCAAGGAGCUGAAGUCGCAGAAGUAUGGUGUUCAUCUGGCGCGCUUCUCACAUCAUGCGCAGAGCAUCAUCUACGCCAGCACAAAGGUCGAUGACACACUGCGCUUCCUCUCCACACACGACAACUCGUAUAUUCGAUACUUCAAGGGCCAUGAAGACACAGUAACGUCGAUAUCCUUGUGUCCUUCGUCUGACACAUUCAUCUCUUGCUCGGCGGACAACACAGUCCGUCUCUGGAACCUGCAAUCACCGAAUUACGUCGGCCGCCUCAACCUCCACAAGCCCUAUCUCGCUGUCUAUGACCCCUCAGCGACAGUCAUCGCGAUUGCCUCAGCCGACACCCAGACAAUACUGCUAUACGACAUACGCAACUACGACAAGCCGCCCUUUGCGACCUUUGAUUUGCAGGAGCUCGAGCAGCGAUUCCUUGGCGGACGAAAGGGCCAGUGGACUAAAAUUGAGUUCACCAACGACGGCAAGAGCUUGGUUGUCGCGACCAACGACAGCGGCCACUUUGUACUUGAUGCCUUUUCUGGCGACAUUACGCACUUCUGCUACCGCAAAGGAGGAUCUUCAGGGCGGCUUACACCUGGUGUGUCUCGAGGCAGCCACAACUCCCACAAGUCGAAUGGGAGCACUCCUUCCGUUGGGCAAGGCGAUCUCUGCCUCACUCCCGAUGGCCAGUACCUGAUCGGUGGCAGUGGGGACGAUGGUCUCUUGGUCUGGGACAUCUCGAAAGCGGCGUCGCCAAACAACGUUCUGGAGCCUAUGGAGAAGCUACCUGGACAUGGACGAGGGGCAAUUGUGGGCUACAAUCCCAGGACGAACCUGCUGGCUAGCGCAGACCGGGACUUUUACUUGUGGCAGCCGGACCCAGAUCUGAUGAUCUGA
Molecule: messenger RNA, 1116 nt
Organism: Didymella exigua CBS 183.55
Lineage: Eukaryota; Fungi; Ascomycota; Dothideomycetes; Pleosporales; Didymellaceae
Product: WD repeat-containing protein 82
Exons: 2
Coding region: 1-1116 (371 amino acids)
Cellular component (GO): Set1C/COMPASS complex
Molecular function (GO): protein binding; chromatin binding
Source: RefSeq, a predicted model, not a curated record